GGUAGUUGAAUGGGAGAUGUACUAACAACCAUCAUAGAAUAAAUUAGACGUUUAAUAAUUGAUUAGUUUAUUAAGUAGGUGGAACGUUGCCUCGUGUAAGAAUAUUUAGAAGGACUAACUAGUCUUGUAAAAAAUAAUAAAAUAAUCUGAAUAAUGUUUAAGUAAGACAACAUGUUUUAUUAUAACCAAAUACUCAUUCAUUCAAAACUCUGAGCUGCAUUAUUAUUUGGUAUAUAUUUUGAAGUGAAGGAAGUGAAUUGAGGAGAAAGAAUAGUGAAGUAUUGUCAAUCAUCCAUUCUCAGUGCUCUCUUUCAAGCUUUCUUCCGAGUCUCUGCCUGCUUUCUUUAGUUUCCCUCAUAGUCUGCUCAGAUCAAGUGCAUAGCUCAACGAAAACAUUAUUUUCCCCUCAAUUCAGUACAACACAGGUGAAACCUCUCAAUGAUCACACGCACCGCCGAAGCGUUUUCAAAGAAAAGGGCUUGAAAUAUAUCAUUUAACUCAUUCGAAGAAGCUGGUGUGGAUCAGUUUCUCGUAUACUCUCAGAAACUCUCUUGCAGUGUUUCUCGGUGUUACGAUUUGGAAUAGUGACAAGCACAAGGAAAUCACAACUUAAGAUCAUCUAAUUCGAAUAACAGAGAGUUGUAGUCGAGAAGGGUACAAGAAAAAAAGGUUGGAAGUAUGGAAAUUGUGUCGAAAAUAUUUGAUCCAGCAAUUGAGUUUGUGCGGGAUCAUGGUAUUAGGCAGGUGACUUACAUUUUUUGUUACACGAAAAAUUUUAAGGAACUACAGAAGAAAGUUAAGCGUCUAAGAGAAAUAAAAGAGAGGUUAGUUCGUCAACACGAUGAAGCUAAAAGAAAGGGUGACAUAGUUGAAGGUACGGUUGAAGAAUGGUUUGUGGAAGUGGGUGAAUUUGAGAGUAGUGUUGAAAACUACAGCAAAAAUGCAGGUCACAAGAAGACAAGGGGUCUCUAUUAUUUGUUUCCUUACUAUAGGCACAAACUGGGCAGACAAGCAAAGAAGAUGGAAAUAGAGGCUUUGAGGCUAANAGAUGAGUCCCCCAAGAUUGACGAAGUUUCCCAUGCAGAGAAAGUAACAUCUUUUGACCUCACUUCAUCUAAUUCUGGCUACAUUGAAUUUAAUAGUAGAAAAUCCAUUAUGGAAGACAUAAUGAAAAAACUUAAAGAUCCCAAUAUGAAAAUUAUUGGACUCCAUGGAUCACAAGGGAUGGGUAAGAGCACUUUAAUAAAAAAAAUUGCUAAUAAAGCUAAAUAUGAGGGGUUAUUUGAUAGGGUGGCUGAAAUAGAUGUAACUAUCAAUCUCAAUCCACUUAAUAUUCAGGAAGACAUUGCAUAUGUGCUAGGAUUGCAACUAACAGGGGAAAGUGAAAAUGUAAGAGCUGAUUAUCUAAGGAGAUGGUUAAAGAUAGAAAAUGUGAGCAUCCUUAUAAUCUUGGAUAACCUUCAUGAAAGAUUAGACUUGAAUAGGUUAGGGAUUCCGAUUGAUGAUGAUUAUGACUUAAGAAAGAAGAAUGAGUUAAGCAUAAGGUCAAGUAAAAAAGAUAAAGACGACAACACACAGGGUACCGACGAAAAAGUGCUAAAAAAAGCAAAUUUUCUUGCUGAUUAUAAGGGAUGCAAAGUUUUGCUUUCUUCACGUUAUAAGAAAGUAUUUCCUAAUGAGGUUGAUGUUGAGUCCAAUUUUUGUUUAAAGGAAUUAGAUGGCAAUGAUUCAUUGAAGCUAUUUGAGAAGGUGACUGGAGGAGGUAAUAAAAUGUCUAUGCCUAAAGAAGAAAUCCAAAACUAUUGUGCAGGGUUGCCCAUGAGAAUAGUUACAUUUGCAAUGGCAUUUAAAAACUGGAGUGAGUCAGAAAGUGAACCUACACUGGAAAAAUUUAAAAAGCAAGGUCUGGUUAAAUGGAAGGAGUCUUCGGAGAUUCCUAAUAAAAUAAAAUAUGACCUUCCAGAAAAUAAGGAACACAAGUUCAUUUUCUUGCUUUGUGCUCAAAUGGGCCACCUACCCCUGGUUAACGACUUGGUGAAAUAUUGCUUUGGAUUAGGUAUACUUGAAGGGGUCUCUUCCCUUAGUGCAGCUCGGAAAAAAAUAAAUGAAGUGAUGCAAGAGUUGAAAAACUUGAGUUUGGUGUCAUACGAAAAUCCUAAUAUUCAUUUCAGUAUGCCUCAUAUGGUUCGAGAUGAUGCUAUAAGUAAUGCCCUCAUGGAUGACAAUGUUUUUGCUAUCAGAGAUGGAAAACUAGAUUAUUGGCCCAAUCUUGAAAAAUGCAUUUUUAUUUCUAUAUGCAAUAGUGACAUUACAUAUCGGUUUCCUCAAGUCAUAAAUUGUCCACAACUUAAAUUCUUGCAAAUAGAAACUAACAAUCCAUCUUUAAAAAUACCUGAGAGGUUUUUUAGCAACAUGAGAAACUUGUUAGUUUUAAUAUUGAGAGGUUUUCAUCUAUCAUGCUUACCUUAUUCAAUUGAAGACCUAUUGAACCUCAGAAUGCUUUGUUUGGAGCGGUGCACUUUGNNUUGCAAUUUAUCGGUAUUGAGAAAGUUCAAAGACCUAAGUAUUCUCAGUUUUUCUGGAUCUCAACUUAAAAAUUUGCCNGUUGAGUUACAAUACUCGGAUANGUUGCNAUUGCUAGACAUCANUGAUUGUUUUGAAUUGGAGAUUAUUCCACCUAAUCUUAUAUCUAAUUUGACAUGNUUGGAAGAGCUAUAUAUNGGAAAAAGCUUGAUGAAAAUGUUNGUGGAAAGAGAGGAAAGCAAAGGUCAAAAUGCAUUUCUUUCUGAGCUAANAAAUUUACAUGAGUUGAAAGUGGUGGACUUAAGCAUCCCGUGUGUUUCAAUUUUACCCAAUCACUUAUUCUUUGACAGGUUAAAAUAUUACAAGAUUGAAAUUGGGGACUUCGAAAUGUUUUCUAUUGGAGAAUUUAAAAUGCCCAAUAAGUAUGAAGAACUCAAAGUAUUUGCAUUGCAACUGAAGGACGACACUGAUAUCCACUCCCAUAAAGGCAUAAAAUUGUUAUUUAAAACAGCACAAAGUUUGUUGUUGGGAAAGGUAGGUGUUCAAAAUGUUGUUAACGAGUUGAAUAUAGACGGAUUUCAGGAUUUGAAACACUUAUCCAUCAUAAAUAACAAUGACAUCAAAUAUAUCAACUCAACAUGUUUGUCUAAUAGUGUGAACAUUUUUCCCAAUUUGGAAUCUCUAUGCCUCUACAAUAUGAUGAACUUAAAGAUGAUAUGUGGCAGUUCAAUUACACUUGAAUCAUUUGCCAAAUUAAAAACCAUCAAGGUUAAGAUGUGUUAUCAAUUGGAAAAUCUCUUCUCCUUCUAUGCAAUUAAAAUCUCUACUAGCACAAGAUCAAGUGAGAUUAAUGAAUGUAAUUCUUACAAGAAGAAAGUUUUGGCUAGUUUAGAAAUGAUUGAGGUUUGUGAAUGUGAAUCUUUGAAGGAGAUCCUUCAAAUACCGAUGGAUUGUGAUAAGGUUAAGUUUCUCAGAUUACACACUUUGACACUCCAAUCAUUGCCAUCACUCACUUCUUUUAAUACCAAAGUCAAGAGAUCUUGUUGGCCACAUUCGAUAGAUGCUCAAACUACAAAUAGGGAUCACACAGAAAUUUCUACUGAACAAGAUGGCCAUAGUGACAAUGCGCCUCCUCUUUUUGGUGAACUGGUUGAAGUUCCAAACUUACAGAACUUGAAUUUAUCCUCACUCAACAUCCCUAAGAUAUGGAGCGACCAACACUUGUCAAGUUUCUACUUUCAAAACUUGAUAAGGUUAGUUGUGAAAGAUUGUGAUAAAUUGACACAUCUAUGUUCAUUAUCUAUGGCUAGCAGUUUGAAGAGGUUGAAAAGCCUCGUCNUAAGUGGAUGUCGUAUUAUGGAAAAUAUUUUUGAGAUUGAAGGAAUUAGUGCAAACAAGGUUUGUGUCUUUCCUAAGCUGGAGGAAAUCCACCUUAGCAACAUGAAGAGGUUAACAAAUAUUUGGCAAACUGAAGUCAGUGUUGAUUCCUUUUGUAGUCUCAUUUCCGUAAGCAUCGAAGAAUGUAAUGAAUUGGACAAGAUUUUUCCAAGUCACAUGGAGGGAUGGUUUGAAAGUUUGAUUAACUUAAAAGUUUCUAAUUGUAAGUCCGUGAAAGAGAUUUUUGAAGUUACUGAUUAUGAAGAAAUAGAUGAAUAUGGUGGGAUAGACACAAAUUUGCAGGUUAUUCUUCUUGAAGACCUCCCGAAAUUGAAGGAAUUGUGGAGCAAAGAUCCACACGGAAUUCUCAAUUUUAAAAACCUUCGGACUAUAGAUGUAAGUAAUUGUGAAGAACUGAGGAAUUUGUUUCCAGCUUCUAUGGCAAAAGAUGUAUCAAAGCUUGAACGUAUGUCAAUAUUGCAUUGUGAGAGGAUGGUGGAAAUUGUUUCAAGUAAAGAUGCAUCAGAAGCUAACAAUGAUCCAUUAGAGUUUCCUGAACUAAGCUAUGUGAGAUUAUAUGAGCUUCAAAACAUCAGGCAAUUCUACAAGGGGAGACAUCCAAUAAAGUGUCCAAAGUUGAAGGAAUUAAGCAUAGGGAAGUGUAUGAAGCUUAAAACAUUUUCACAAGAAACAAGUGAUGAAAAGUUUGUUUUCUCAGCUGAAGUGGUAUUUCCGAAGUUGGAGUAUAUGGAAAUUGACUUCCUGGAAGCCCAGAAUUUGUUAUCCAAGUACGAAAUGCACAAUUUAAAAGAGCUUAUUAUCUUGAGAGCAAUCGAGUGCCCAGAUCUUUUCUACCCCUUUCUCUACAAAAUGCCAAAUCUAGAAAAGUUAAAAUUGACUUUCGGAUAUUAUUCAUCGUAUUACAGAUUGCAAAGUAGAAACAUUGGGCAGCAUGACAGAUUGGGAGUCGUAUUACAGUUGAAGCAAUUGAUUAUUCGUUCCUCAGAUAUAAAUGAUAUAGGAUUUGACCGGGACCAAGUUCUACAGAGAUUGGAGCUUUUGAGCUUGAAAGAAUGCAACGAAUUGAAGACUUUAGCUCCUUCUUCUGUAUCGUUGAGUUACUUGACAUGUUUGAAAGUAAAAAAUUGUGAGGGAUUAAGGAAUUUAAUGGCAUCCUCCACGGCCAAAAGCAUGGUUCGACUUAAGACUAUGAAGGUAAUCAACUGUGAUAAGGUAAAGGAAAUAGUAAGCCAUGAGGAAAAUGAAGAAGACAAAGUGAUGAAAAUUGUAUUCAGCAAAUUGAUAUCUAUAGAACUUGUGGGGUUAAACAAACUCGUAAGCUUUUGCAGUUACAAGGACUGUGAAUUUGAAUUUCCAUCACUGGAAAUAUUGAUCGUAAGAGAGUGCCCAAAGAUGGAAAAAUUCAGUGAAAAAAGAGCAAUAGCACCAAAGUUGAAAGAUGUAUUUGGUGUGGAAGGAGAUGAAAAAGCCAAAUGGCAGUGGAGAGGUGACUUGAAUGCUACCAUACAGAAGGUUUUCAAUGAUAAGGUCAGUUUCGCAUAUACUGAAGAACUGUGGUGGCUUGAUUAUAAUAUUAUAAAGCAACUAUGGAAUAACACUCAUUGGGGGCAGCAAAAUAACUUUGGGUAUUUGAAAAGGUUGAGCUUAUCGGGAUGUGAUACUCUAACGCGUAUAAUUCCAUAUCAUUUGCUUUCUUGCUUUCACAAUUUGGAAGAGUUAUAUGUAUUCAGUUGCAGUAAUGCAGAGGUGAUAUUUAAUAUGAAUGGUGAGAACAGGGUGAUGACAAAAUCUUCCGGAAUAUUCCGUCUGAAAAUAUUGUCUUUAAGUUUCCUACCAGCACUGGAGCAGGUAUGGGACAAGGAUCCGGAGGGAGUCAUAGGCCUUCAACUGCUAAGGGAAAUGCGUGUUGAAGAUUGUAAGAGUCUUAAAAGUUUGUUUCCAGCAUCGGUAGCCAAACAUCUUACGAGACUUGAUGUACUUAUAGUAACAGACUGUGAGGAAUUGGUAGAAAUCUUUGAGAAGGAUGAAAAGGAUGAGAAAGGAGAAGGAGCAACACAUGAGUCUGUGUUUCCUCGUCUCACCACAUUGACGCUGAAGCAAUUGCCACUCCUCAAAUACUCUAUACAAUGCUCCAAACAACAGGAGAGUAUAUCAAAUUUGCGUUUUAAAGAAAUACAAGAGUUAUGUCUUGGCUCACGGCCCAUCCCAAACUCCUGCUUCGGUCUCUUAGAUUCUUUGAUUGUGGAUGGGUGCAAGUUUUCAUCAGAUGUACUUCUACCAUUCACUUUACUUUCUUUCUUAGCUAAAUUGGAGUCGUUGGAAGUUAGAAAGUGUGAUUCUGUCAAAGUUAUUUUUGAUGUCAAAUGUACAACACAAGACAUGAUCACUUUUCCUCUAAAGAAAUUGACUUUAUCCCAGCUACCAGAUCUGAAGAAUGUUUGGAAUGAAGAUCCUCAUGGAAUUCUAAGCAUGCACCAUCUACAAGAACUACAUGUUAAGGAAUGUAAAGGCCUUAAAAGUAUGUUUCCAGCCUCAGGGGCCAAAGAAGUACUACUACCAUUCAAUUUACUUCCUUUCUUACCUAACUUGGUAACGUUGGAAGUUCGAAACUGCGAUGGUGUCAAAGCCAUUUUUGAUGUCAAAUGUACAACACAAGGCAGAGAUAUGACAUCUCAGCCUUUUUCUUUGAAGAAUUUGACUUUAUCGAAGCUGCCAAAGCUGAAAACUAUUUGGAAUAAUCCUCAUGGAAUUCUGAACAUGCGGCAUCUACGACAAGUACAUGUUGAGGAAUGUAAAUGCCUUAAAAGCGUGUUUCCGGCAUCAGUAGCCGAAGAUCUUUUGGAACUCGAAAGUCUAGUGGUAUUACACUGUGAGAGAUUGAUGACUAUUGUGGUAGAAGACAAUACAAAUGGAAGUCAAGAGUUUACGGUACCCUGUCCCUGUGUGAGAUCAGUGAAACUACGGGGCUUGCCCAAGUUCAAGUAUUUUUACUACUACUCUCUCACGUCUCACACUUACAAGUGUCUAGAAUCAAAUACCGAGAAUCAAGUCGAUACUGAGAAGAGUCUGAUACUUGCCAAAUAUGAAAUGGAGAAGAUUUCCGGUGAAGAAUUUCACAGAAAGCUCUUAAACAACUUAAAAGUUCUUACUCUCUCUUUUGGAUGGGAUGUACUUCAAUAUAAAAUUCUAGAACAGGUUCCCAAUAUUGAGAAGCUUGUGGUGUGUUAUGGUUCUUUCAAAGAGAUGUUUUGUCUUGAAAGUCCUAAUAAUGUGAAUUAUAGUGGACUUCUAUUACAACUGAAAACAUUACGAUUGGAGUCCCUUGAAGAGUUGGUUUCCAUUGGGUUAGAAAAAUCUUGGACUGAAUCCUUUGUCAAAAAUCUAGAAACUUUUGAAGUCAUUAGUUGCUCAAAAUUGAAAAACGUGGUAGAAAGCAAAGUGUUUCUCUCCAAUUUGACAUAUUUGAAACUUGAAAGUUGUAAUAGCUUGCAAUAUUUGUUCACAUCCUCAACGGCCAAAACUUUGGGUCACCUUAAAGCAAUGGAGAUAGAUAGUUGUUACUCAAUUGAAGAGAUAGUGUUUAAGGAGGACGGGGAGAAAUCAGAUGAGGAGGAGAUAAUAUUUCCGAAACUCAUUCGUUUGAAUCUUUACUAUUUACGGAAACUCCAAUUGUUCUAUAGAGGGAGAUUAUGUUUCCCAUCAUUAGAGGAAUUGUUAGUACCAGGUUGCACCGAAAUGGAAACUUUCUGUAUUGGUACGAUAACAGCAUGCAAGUUGUCUCAAGUUAAACUUGGACGAUAUUCACAAGCUAUUCCUAUAGAAGAUGAUCUCAACCAGACUAUGCGGAAGGAAUUUCUAAAAGAGACACUAGGGGAAACAAGGAUUGAUCUCAAAAAAAAAUCCAAGACUACUCAAGAUAUGGAACAACUCAAUGCAGAUCCCUCGUUUCAGUAAUCUGAUCAGAUUGACUGUGACUGACUGCGAGUUUUUAUCAGAUGCAGUGCUACCCUUCUAUUUCCUUUCUUCAUUACCCAAAUUGGAAACAUUGCAAGUUCGAAACUGUGGUUCUGUUAAAACCAUAUUUGA
Vigna radiata var. radiata (mung bean) is the source of this 8007-nucleotide messenger RNA. RefSeq lists its product as uncharacterized. Gene Ontology annotation, molecular function: ATP hydrolysis activity; ADP binding. Bases 679 to 7875 code for a protein of 2398 amino acids. The record is from RefSeq and is a predicted model, not a curated record. NCBI's taxonomy places the organism in Eukaryota, Viridiplantae, Streptophyta, Magnoliopsida, Fabales, Fabaceae. The transcript has 10 exons.